UUCAAUCGGAGGGCGACUCUGAAGACCUAGCAACAAAAACAAGAUGCUGCCCCUUUAAGCCUCAGAGGGAGGGCCCAGGGCUUUGUUGGAUGACAUCACUGGGUUGGGCCGAGAGACUCAAUGGAAACUCAAUGGGCGAGAGUCGCGGCUGUAUACACACCGAGAGAGGCUGAAGGGGAAGGAGGGAGGCAGCUGAGCAGACAGAGCACGGAGGAGGAGGAGGAAGCAGCAGCAACAGCAACAGCGCUACGGCGACCAGCCGCCUUUCCCAAUCCUCCGUCAUCCUUCCUUCCCCAGCGUUUUUCCUCCCUGACAGCCCCAGGAGCAGUAGCGGCAGACAGGCUCCUUCCAGGCAGGAGCAACUGAAUCAUGGAGCUUCGAGUGGGGAACAAGUAUCGGCUGGGGCGAAAAAUCGGCAGUGGAUCGUUUGGAGAUAUUUAUUUGGGUGCCAAUAUUGCCACAGGGGAAGAGGUAGCCAUUAAGUUGGAAUGUGUGAAAACGAAGCACCCGCAGCUCCACAUCGAAAGCAAAUUUUACAAGAUGAUGCAGGGAGGAGUGGGUAUCCCUUCCAUUAAGUGGUGUGGAGCAGAGGGCGACUAUAACGUGAUGGUGAUGGAACUUCUGGGACCCAGCCUGGAGGACCUCUUCAACUUCUGCUCUCGCAAGUUCAGCCUCAAGACUGUUCUGCUCUUGGCAGAUCAGAUGAUCAGCCGUAUUGAGUACAUUCAUUCCAAGAAUUUCAUCCACCGAGAUGUGAAGCCAGAUAACUUUCUUAUGGGGCUUGGCAAGAAGGGCAACCUUGUGUACAUCAUUGACUUCGGCCUGGCCAAGAAGUACCGAGAUGCCCGCACUCAUCAACACAUCCCCUACCGGGAAAAUAAAAAUCUGACCGGCACAGCCCGCUAUGCCUCUAUAAACACUCAUCUUGGGAUUGAACAAAGUCGCCGUGAUGACUUGGAGAGCUUGGGCUACGUGCUGAUGUACUUCAACCUUGGAUCACUGCCUUGGCAAGGCCUGAAGGCUGCCACAAAGCGCCAGAAAUACGAGCGCAUCAGUGAGAAGAAGAUGUCGACGCCCAUCGAGGUGCUCUGCAAAGGUUAUCCUUCUGAGUUCUCUACAUACCUCAACUUCUGCCGUUCAUUGCGGUUCGAUGACAAACCGGACUACUCUUAUCUGAGGCAGCUGUUCCGCAACCUGUUCCAUCGCCAGGGCUUCUCCUAUGACUACGUGUUUGACUGGAACAUGCUCAAGUUUGGGGCAGCCCGGAAUCCUGAGGACAUGGAUCGAGAGAGGCGAGAACAUGAGCGAGAGGAGAGGAUGGGACAGCUCCGGGGUUCUGCUACGCGGGCACUGCCUCCUGGGCCUCCUGCCGGAGCAACAGCUAACCGCCUCCGCAAUGUCGCUGAGCCCAUGGCCUCCACACCCACCUCCCGCAUUCAGCAGUCUGGAAACACGUCCCCCAGGGCAAUUUCACGGGUGGACAGGGAGCGGAAGGUCAGUAUGAGGUUACACCGAGGAGCCCCUGCAAACAUCUCCUCAUCUGACCUCACAGGGCGGCAAGAGGUGUCACGGAUUUCAGCAUCACAGACAAGUGUGCCAUUUGAUCACCUGGGGAAGUGAAGAGAGGAUUCCACCGGACCAGUGUUUGCUUAGUGUCUUCACUGUAUUUUCUUUUAAAAAACAAAAUAACAAAAACAAAUUAAAAAAGAAAAAAAAGAAAGAAAAAACCCAAUUUUUUUUCCCGCCAGCAGCAAGGAGAGGAGCUGCCCUGUGCUGGUGUCCAUGUCUUUUCUGAGAUCGCUGCCUGCGUUCCCGAGCCCAACUGCCUUGGACAAGCCACCGAUGCAGGAGCCUUGCGGAAACACCUCUGCUGCUAUCGUGCAGCUUCGUCUCCAUAGGCCUUGCCCCAUUUCACGCCAGCAGGCCAUGGCCAGCCACCCCAGCUUCUCACUCCCUUUUUGAUCUGUUUGUAUCAUUCAGAAAAAAACACAUCAAAUCCCUGACUUAAUUUUUUAAAAGUUCAGUUUCUGUAAGAUGAAAUUGUUUCCAACAUAAUUUUAAAUUCCUUUGGGAUUAGUUUUUUGGGGUGGGGAGGGAGAGGAGGAGGUUUACAGCAGACUUUAAAAAUUCCAGGCCUGAGGUAGUGUGAAUAGCUGGCCUAACAUUCGUUUUAAAGUGGGCUGCAGUUAUAAGCUGGUGCUGCCUUGGGGGGCCAGGGGCAAUGGCAGAAGAAGCCUUCUAUUUGUAUUCAGGCCUUCUUUCCGUAGGGGACACCGCUGCCCCCCUCUGCAUUCAAGUUGGGAGAUGCCGUGGGCGAAUACUAUUAAGGUGAACAAUACUGGCACAGCGACAGUUGUGUGUGAAGGGUGUGCGUAUGGGUGGAGAUGUGUGCUGGCAAGACAGCAGCAAAUGUGAAGGACAUGGAAAUGUAGCGUGCCUCGCAUGUAGGCGGUGGGGAUCUCUCUUUUUUUAAAGAAGCAAAAACAAAACUGUUUGCGUGUGUUUAGUUUAUAUUUUUAAUUAUUUUUUUAACUUCCUGAGGAGCUGGGGGAGGAGGGUGUUGAGGAAAAGGGAGAUAUAUAUAAAGGUGACAGUGAGGGGAGAGUCCCUGGUUUUUAUUGUUGCACCCUGUAUCACCAAUUUUUAAAAGGACAACCCAGCACAACCUCCCCUCACUAAAAAGGUUUCUUCCACCUUCCUUUUUCACCCCAUUAUUAUUUUUAAAACUUCAGGUUUUCCUCAAGAAACCAAUCCAUCCUGGAUUUUCCAUUGCAGCAAUUGUCACUGUGCCCUCCAGCCUCUUGCUUGGCACACUUUUUAUGUUUUUUUAAAACUUUGGACAGUGUGGAACAAGUGGAAGCAGGCGGGGCUUGGCAUAUUUUGUUCUUUUUAUUCUUUCUAUUUAACACACAGUUCUUUUAUUUUCCCCCUAAUUUAUUUCCCCUGCUUACUGUGUCUUUUGUUCUCUCUCUCUCUCUCUCUCUCUCUCUCUCUCUCUCCCUCCCUCUCUCUCUCUCUCUCUCUCUCUCUCCUUUUUUUAAUUAAAGUAAAAAAACCUUUUUAUUACUUUAAAAAAAACAAAAACAAAAAACCUUGAAGAACUUUGGGGGGGAAUUUUGUACUUUUUUCCUGUGUAAAUAUUGGACUUUUUUGAGCUUUAUCGUGGUUGUUAAUUUGAAGUAAUAAAGUAGAAAAUGAUAAA
Rhineura floridana is the source of this 3202-nucleotide messenger RNA. It is a transcript of the gene CSNK1E, whose product is annotated as casein kinase 1 epsilon. The coding region runs from base 370 to 1620 and encodes 416 amino acids. Gene Ontology annotation, biological process: peptidyl-serine phosphorylation; signal transduction; endocytosis. Gene Ontology annotation, cellular component: nucleus; cytoplasm. The record is from RefSeq and is a predicted model, not a curated record. The transcript is spliced from 11 exons. Gene Ontology annotation, molecular function: ATP binding; protein serine/threonine kinase activity. Lineage: Eukaryota; Metazoa; Chordata; Lepidosauria; Squamata; Rhineuridae.